AUUCAGUAUUGCUUUGUUUUUUUUUUUUUUCAUCUUAACAAGGUCUUUAUUUACGUAUUGUUAAUAUAGCUUAGUUACUGCUGACAUAUUAAUUUUCCAAGUCAAGAAAGGAACUGAGGGCCUGGACAGUUUUAGACGGCACAGCCUUGCUACAUGUAAGAAAUGGCUGUAGGAAACAACACUCAACGAAGUUAUUCCAUCAUCCCGUGUUUUAUAUUUGUUGAGCUUGUCAUCAUGGCUGGGACAGUGCUGCUUGCCUACUACUUCGAAUGCACUGACACUUUUCAGGUGCAUAUCCAAGGAUUCUUCUGUCAGGAUGGAGACCUAAUGAAGCCUUACCCGGGGACAGAGGAGGAAAGCUUCAUCACCCCUCUGCUGCUCUACUGCGUGCUGGCUGCCACCCCAACUGCUAUUAUUUUUAUUGGUGAGAUAUCCAUGUAUUUCAUAAAGUCAACCAGAGAAUCUCUGAUUGCCCAGGAGAAAACAAUUCUGACUGGAGAAUGCUGUUACCUGAACCCCUUACUCCGAAGGAUCAUAAGAUUCAUAGGAGUAUUUGCUUUUGGGCUUUUUGCUACUGACAUUUUUGUAAACGCCGGACAAGUGGUCACGGGGCACCUGACCCCGUAUUUCCUGACGGUGUGCAAGCCCAACUAUACCAGUACAGACUGCCGGGCACACCACCAGUUCAUCAACAACGGGAACAUCUGCACCGGGGACCUGGAAGUGAUAGAGAAGGCACGGAGGUCCUUUCCCUCCAAACACGCUGCUCUGAGCAUCUACUCCGCCCUGUACGCCACGAUGUACAUCACAAGCACAAUCAAGACGAAAAGCAGCCGACUGGCCAAGCCAGUGCUGUGCCUCGGGACCCUCUGCACAGCCUUCCUGACGGGCCUCAACCGGGUCUCCGAGUAUCGGAACCACUGCUCUGACGUGAUCGCGGGCUUCAUCCUGGGCACUGCGGUCGCCCUGUUUCUGGGAAUGUGUGUGGUCCAUAACUUUAAAGGAACACAAGGAUCGCCUUCCAAACCCAAGCCCGAGGACCCCCGUGGAGUACCCCUCAUGGCUUUCCCGAGGGUAGAAAGCCCCCUGGAAACCUUAAGCGCACAGGGCAUGGGCAUCAUGAAUCCUCAGGAGGUUCUUAGUAAUGUCUAA
Molecule: messenger RNA, 1152 nt
Organism: Dama dama (fallow deer)
Lineage: Eukaryota; Metazoa; Chordata; Mammalia; Artiodactyla; Cervidae
Gene: PLPPR1
Product: phospholipid phosphatase related 1
Exons: 8
Coding region: 163-1152 (329 amino acids)
Biological process (GO): signal transduction; phospholipid dephosphorylation; phospholipid metabolic process
Molecular function (GO): phosphatidate phosphatase activity
Source: RefSeq, a predicted model, not a curated record